Punica granatum (pomegranate) is the source of this 1689-nucleotide messenger RNA. Lineage: Eukaryota; Viridiplantae; Streptophyta; Magnoliopsida; Myrtales; Lythraceae. The record is from RefSeq and is a predicted model, not a curated record.
CCCCCCCCCCCCCAAAAAAAAAACAACAAAAGAAAAAAAAAAAGGCGCAAUGGAUCCGCUUUCACCCCUCAUCUCCUUCCCUCGCUUUCACGCCUCUUGAUUCCAACCCCACCCGGCCAACCCCCCCUGGACGGAGCCGUUUUGCCGCCGUGUCACGCCGCCGACAUCUUUCUGAUCCGAUCGGUAAAUGAUCUUCAAAGGUGAGAGAACUUAGAGCAUAAGAGAACAUUUUGGGAUCUAAUGGCAUCAGUAGGUAUGCCACCCACAUCUGGUUUGAGAGAACCCAGUGGCCAUGCCGUUGCUGCUGAUACUUUGCCUGAUGAGAUGAAUGAUAUGAAAAUUAGGGAUGAUAAGGAGGUGGAGGCAACAGUUGUUGAUGGAAAUGCAACAGAGACAGGCCAUAUAAUAGUUACAACUAUUGGGGGCAGAAAUGGCCAGCCGAAACAGACAAUAAGCUACAUUGCCGAGCGUGCAGUGGGACGUGGAUCAUUCGGAGUUGUGUAUCAGGCUAAGUGCCUAGAGAAUGGUGAAGCUGUAGCUAUAAAGAAGGUCCUGCAAGACAAGAGGUACAAGAAUCGAGAGCUGCAGAUCAUGCGUCUUCUAGAUCACCCAAAUGUAGUCUCUUUGAAGCAUUGUUUCUUCUCGGCGAGUGAAAAAGAUGAGCUGUACCUUAAUCUAGUACUGGAGUAUGUUCCUGAAACUGUGCACCGUGUGAUCAAGCACUACAACAAGUUGAACCAAAGGAUGCCGCUUAUCUAUGUGAAGCUCUAUGCGUAUCAGAUCUUCAGGGCAUUGUCUUAUAUUCAUCUCAGUAUUGGCGUGUGUCACCGGGACAUUAAGCCUCAAAACCUUUUGGUUAAUCCACAUACUCACCAGGUCAAGCUCUGUGAUUUUGGAAGUGCAAAAGUAUUGGUGAAAGGGGAGCCAAAUAUUUCUUACAUUUGCUCGAGGUACUAUAGGGCUCCUGAGCUUAUCUUCGGAGCAACUGAAUACACUACAGCUAUUGAUAUCUGGUCUGCUGGCUGUGUUCUUGCUGAGCUACUUCUCGGACAUCCUCUGUUUCCUGGUGAGAGUGGAGUGGACCAGCUCGUGGAGAUCAUCAAGGUUUUGGGCACUCCAACCAGGGAGGAAAUCAAGUGCAUGAACCCCAACUAUACAGAGUUUAAAUUCCCUCAAAUAAAGGCCCAUCCAUGGCAUAAGAUAUUCCACAAGCGGAUGCCUCCAGAAGCAGUUGACUUGGUUUCAAGGUUGCUGCAGUAUUCACCAAACCUACGGUGCUCAGCUUUGGAUGCCUUAAUCCAUCCCUUCUUUGACGAGCUUCGUGAUCCUAACACGAGGCUGCCCAAUGGAAGAUUCCUUCCGCCGCUAUUCAACUUCAAAUCUCACGAAUUGAAGGGAUUACCGGUGGAUGUCUUAAUGAAACUGAUCCCAGAACACGCGAGGAAGCAGUGCCCUUUCCUCGGGUUGUGAUUCAGCUCGAAGCAGCAUAGUUCUCAAAGACUGUUGUCGUCCCAUUGUUGAAUGUUGGUCUGUCCUAUGAUGUAUGUUUGUGUCCAAUGUGUAGCGCUAAGUUAUUCUGUAUCUAUGAAUCCCAUACAUUGAGUAACCUAAGUACGUAUCUGGACUGUCUGUUGAAAUGACCUUUUUAUGACCUCUGAAAUGCACUCACUCUGAUUUCUGUGCGGUUCA